This is a messenger RNA of Callithrix jacchus (white-tufted-ear marmoset), 1164 nucleotides long. NCBI's taxonomy places the organism in Eukaryota, Metazoa, Chordata, Mammalia, Primates, Cebidae. The record is from RefSeq and is a predicted model, not a curated record.
AUGCUACCAACUCAAAGAGACUUCUACAACUUCAGUCCUAAGCUUCUGAGACAGGAAAGCAGAUGUUUGGUUUUCUUCAAGCAGACCUUUCCUUUUACAGGGGCUGACUCAGUCUCGCUAAAGCCAUAUGCAAUACUCCAAUGGUGGAGAGACAGACUUUUUGUCAAACCAUUUCUACAGAAAAACACUUUCAGGGGAUUUAUUUCCUGGGAUGGGUUCAUUACAGAACUUUUUGAAAAUGAAGGAAAUCUUACAGUCUGUCAAAAGGAGCUUUGCUGUCAUUUAAGCUACAAAACAUUACAAAAAGAAGAGAAUGAAGUGUACGUUCUAGGAGCUUUUACAGGAUUACAUGGCCGAAGGAGAAGAGAAUACUGGCAGGUCUGCAUAAUGCUGAAGUGCAAAACUACUAAUUUGGCUACUUGUGGAUGGCCAGUAGAAACGGCUUCUAGAAGAUUUGAAAUGUUCUCCCUCAGUGGCACAUUUGGAACAGAGUAUGUUUUUCCUGAAGUGCUACUUAUCGAAAUUCAUUUAUCAUCUAUAAAAUUUGAGGUGCUGAAAGACAGGCGUUUGGUAAAUAAGAAUGGAUCAUCUGAGCCUAUACUAACAGUGUCUCUCCUUGGGAGGUGGUACACAAAGGACUCACUUUAUAGGUCGUGUGGGACCAGCAAUUCAGCAAUAACUUACCUGCUAAUAUUCAUAUUGUUAAUGAUCACAGCUUUGCAAAAUAUUGUAAUGGUAUAGGGUGUCUCUUUAUCACUCUGUUUCUGCUUCAUAUACCUGGCUAAAGGUGUUUAUCAGCUUCCCAAGUUUACUAAGAAACUUUGAAGGGCUAUUUUGGUAGAAUAGAUCAGUGAGUCCUAAAUAUUCUUUCUCAUCAAGAAUUAUUUUAUAAGUAUUAUAUAAUGUUCCUUUUUUGGGCUACUCUGAAAUGUUGCAGUGUGGAACAAUGGAAAGAGUCCGCCGUUUGGGUCAGAUAAAUGAAGAUCAAACCCCAGCUCCAGGCUCAUUUGCUCAUUUGUGUGGGUUUGUAUGUGUGUGAGGGUGCAGAGUGAGGAGUUUCAGGGCCAUUGCAAGCACAGCUGUGCCCUUGAAGAGAGUAAUAGUGAUGGGAAUUUAGAGGUUUAUAACUGAGUUCUCUUUGACAUUAAAGACAAUUUGAAGUCA